This is a messenger RNA of Homo sapiens (human), 1176 nucleotides long. It is a transcript of the gene MDK, whose product is annotated as midkine. Gene Ontology annotation, cellular component: extracellular region. Bases 402 to 833 code for a protein of 143 amino acids. The record is from RefSeq and is marked reviewed. Gene Ontology annotation, biological process: positive regulation of leukocyte adhesion to vascular endothelial cell; positive regulation of macrophage chemotaxis; behavioral fear response. Lineage: Eukaryota; Metazoa; Chordata; Mammalia; Primates; Hominidae. Gene Ontology annotation, molecular function: chondroitin sulfate binding; growth factor activity; heparin binding. The transcript has 5 exons.
AAUGAAAGUGAAAGAGGGGUGGGGCGGGGGCGAGCCCGGGUUCUGUGGCCCAUUUGCCCUGUGGCCUUGAGCAAGCCCCUCCCCCAGGCCUCGGGGGCUCUCCCGGUUUGGGGGAACCGGGCGAGGCAAUGCCACAGGCCCAGGGUUAGAGGGGGUGGGCACUUGCAGCUGCCGAUGUGGCUGGAUCUGGAACUUCUCAGACGGCUCCUGUCAGCGCCAAGUUUCACCAAAUCCAGGCCUGCGGGCUCCUCCCCCAGGACCCCCACUCGCAGUCCCUCAAGCCUGUGCUCCCGGAAAGGCACUGGGCGACCGCACCCGUGGCUUUCUCUGGGCGACCGGGUCCCAGACUCCCCCCAGCACAGCAGAGCGCUUCCCUGCCCACCCGCGGAAACCGCCCCAGGAUGCAGCACCGAGGCUUCCUCCUCCUCACCCUCCUCGCCCUGCUGGCGCUCACCUCCGCGGUCGCCAAAAAGAAAGAUAAGGUGAAGAAGGGCGGCCCGGGGAGCGAGUGCGCUGAGUGGGCCUGGGGGCCCUGCACCCCCAGCAGCAAGGAUUGCGGCGUGGGUUUCCGCGAGGGCACCUGCGGGGCCCAGACCCAGCGCAUCCGGUGCAGGGUGCCCUGCAACUGGAAGAAGGAGUUUGGAGCCGACUGCAAGUACAAGUUUGAGAACUGGGGUGCGUGUGAUGGGGGCACAGGCACCAAAGUCCGCCAAGGCACCCUGAAGAAGGCGCGCUACAAUGCUCAGUGCCAGGAGACCAUCCGCGUCACCAAGCCCUGCACCCCCAAGACCAAAGCAAAGGCCAAAGCCAAGAAAGGGAAGGGAAAGGACUAGACGCCAAGCCUGGAUGCCAAGGAGCCCCUGGUGUCACAUGGGGCCUGGCCCACGCCCUCCCUCUCCCAGGCCCGAGAUGUGACCCACCAGUGCCUUCUGUCUGCUCGUUAGCUUUAAUCAAUCAUGCCCUGCCUUGUCCCUCUCACUCCCCAGCCCCACCCCUAAGUGCCCAAAGUGGGGAGGGACAAGGGAUUCUGGGAAGCUUGAGCCUCCCCCAAAGCAAUGUGAGUCCCAGAGCCCGCUUUUGUUCUUCCCCACAAUUCCAUUACUAAGAAACACAUCAAAUAAACUGACUUUUUCCCCCCAAUAAAAGCUCUUCUUUUUUAAUAUAUAAAAGCCCCUU